Molecule: messenger RNA, 401 nt
Organism: Paramecium primaurelia
Lineage: Eukaryota; Ciliophora; Oligohymenophorea; Peniculida; Parameciidae
Source: the annotation of a GenBank genome assembly
UUAAAAUGGGACUGGCUUGUUCUUCCAGCAAUCAUAAGCCACACAAUUCUAAAAUCAACGAAAUCAAAUUGCCUAUUAUGAUUGCAUAGAAUUUCAUUAAUAUCAUAGGAUAAUUAGAAUUAUCCGACGAUAUUCCUGAUGAUCUUCGCUAUAAUUUAAAUCAAUUAAUUAUACUGAGGAGCAAGCUGGCACAUUGUAUCGUUCGUUUGUAGAAACGAUACUCUCAUUAUCACUUGACAGAAUUAGAAAAUGAACUUACAAGAGUAAUUCAUUUUGUUGAUAUUGUGGUACAAGAUGUUUAACUAGAAGUGUAUUUUCCUUUAGUAUAUGCAUUUUUAGUAGAAUAAUUGGAGAUACACAAAUAAAAUUUGAAAUAGUAAAUAUGAUAAAGAGAGUGUGAC